Messenger RNA from Colletotrichum paranaense, 1146 nucleotides. RefSeq names its product all development altered-6. Gene Ontology annotation, molecular function: DNA binding; zinc ion binding. The record is from RefSeq and is a predicted model, not a curated record. NCBI's taxonomy places the organism in Eukaryota, Fungi, Ascomycota, Sordariomycetes, Glomerellales, Glomerellaceae. The coding region runs from base 1 to 1146 and encodes 381 amino acids. Gene Ontology annotation, biological process: DNA-templated transcription. Gene Ontology annotation, cellular component: nucleus. The transcript is spliced from 2 exons.
AUGUGGGCGAUGGCGUCUUCACUCUCGUCGCAGUUUCAACAUUUGUGCGACACCAUGUAUCGUGAAGCCCUCGACUGCCUCGGGAAUCUUGACUCUCCUGGCAGUCCAAUGAAUAAAGAGGAGGUUUUAUUAAAGCAGACCCAGGCGUGGAUUCUCAUCUCGAUGUAUGAGCUGAUGGCAGUCGGUUUCCACCGCGCAUGGGUGAGUACGGGGCGAGCGAUACGCCUGAUACAGCUCCUGCGCCUGAGCAAUAUCGAUUCAAGUUGCUCCAAAGCCUCCGGAUCAGCCGAGGACCCAGAUUACUUUGUCGAGAAAGAGGAGAAGAGAAGGACGUUCUGGAUGGUAUUUUGUCUAGAUACUGUUAUUUGCUUGGCGCAUGAUCUGCCCCGGACGUUCACUGAAUCUGAGAUAUAUACUCGGCUUCCUUGCUCUGAAGACGCAUUUCAAAGCCGCACGCCCACCAUCUCUCUGUUUCUCUCAGAAGCUAUGGAGCUACAGACAGCAGCAAAGCAACAUCCGUUCUUGGAAUUCAUUCUAUCCAUCUCAAUGUCCGAGCAGAUUCAAGUCCACAAGAAUCGAUCGAGAAUUGGACAUGAAAGUGGGAGGUCGCCUGCCCAAUUUUCGGAGCGCCACAUGUUUGUGGACUCCGUCCUCAUGCGGCAGAUUUUCCGUCUGCAGGGCCUCCCCGUAUCUCAUCGCGCAGGAUCUAUGACAUUACUUACUAGGGUAGUAGCCCAAGUAGCGUCACUAUCACUUCUGGAGGUGGCCGCAACCAUGCCGGAUACUACUGCAGAGUACCAUCAUCUCGUCGAUGGCUGUGAGGAAAGAGCUGUAGCAGCAGCUAGAGAGAUUGCACGCUUAUCGAGUAUUUUAUUAUCCGAUUUCAACAUUUGCCAGAUCCACCCAUUUACGCCAGCGCCAUUUCAUUCAUGUCGGGAAGCUCUGGUCAGGUUUCAGGAACGUGGCAUGGCGUUAGAAGAUGAGAUUAAGACGAUGGAUGAAGCUUUGGGGGAGUUGAAAGCUGCAAAUGGGUUUUGCCAAGGUAUCCCGAAGCCAGAGCCGCCUCGGUUUGGAUAUGAGGAUGCCUUGGCGACGCCUGACUCUCUCAUGGACCUGUUGAUUGAGGAACCGAGUAUGGGGGACUGA